This is a messenger RNA of Topomyia yanbarensis, 908 nucleotides long. Its product is annotated as brachyurin-like. Gene Ontology annotation, biological process: proteolysis. Gene Ontology annotation, molecular function: serine-type endopeptidase activity. NCBI's taxonomy places the organism in Eukaryota, Metazoa, Arthropoda, Insecta, Diptera, Culicidae. The record is from RefSeq and is a predicted model, not a curated record. Bases 57 to 848 code for a protein of 263 amino acids. The transcript has 3 exons.
CGACCGAUUCAAACGAAGUCAUAAUCCAGUAUUAAUCAGAACAUUUUAUUAUUAAAAUGAUUUGUUUAGCAUUCCCAGUAGUUGUGCUAGGGGCCAUUCUCGGAGUGAAAUCGCACGAACUAGAUGCUUCGCCAUUCGUAAUCAACGGUCAGAUUGCGGAUUAUGUACCGCAUAAUGCAUACAUCCUCUUUAUGACUGAUCAACUGGCUGGUUUCUUUGGUGGUGGUUCCUUGAUCAGUGAUCGUCACAUUCUAACAGCUGCUCAAAACAUCAAAGGUUACUCUAUAUGGGAUGUCGGUCUGGGCGGAGAUUCUGUUUUCGGCAAUCAAAAAUUCUACAGGUCGGUCAACGCCCUAACCCAUCCGCAGUUCAAUGCUACCACCCGAGAUAAUGAUGUCGGAAUCAUUUUCCUUCCCUUCCCGAUAGACAUCAGCGGGCCCGCCAUCAAACCAAUUUCGCUUCCGUCAGCAGAUGAAACCGCUAUACUUCCACUUACGAACGAGCAGGGCUACGUGGUUGGAUUUGGAUAUGAAAAAGAACCAGGUCCCAACACUGUUCUCAUGCAAGGCUUCCAACGAGUAACGAGUGAACCACGAUGCGCACAGUUCUACCAACCACGAGCUCAAGAACGCUUCUGUGCCGAAGACGCAACUGCCAAUGCGUGCAAUGGCGACAUCGGAGCCGGUUUCGUAACGCAUGUUCGGAACAGGCAGGUUCUGAUGGGAAUUGCCUCGGCCAUCAUGCAGAACUGUAACACUGGCACACCGACCAGUUAUACCCGUGUGAAACACUAUCUGGAUUGGAUUCAUCUGAUCGCAGGUCCAUACCUAGAAAAACAAAAUGAAUAAAUAAAUUUGAAAACAUAAAUUUUAUAAUCUCAUUUUAUCGUUAGGGAAAAAAUGAAUAAA